GGCGUGGAGAUACGGUGAGCUGGAUGGAUCGACAGUUAUAACACUCGAUAAACGCAACGGAAAAAACACUGAUACACGUGCACGCGUAUAUAAUACACAAAAGUUCGUCUCUGUACAGAUCGACAUUCACCAACAGCUCUAGCUACAAAGCUAAAGGCUCCCUCAAGGAGGUUUCGCCGCCUCAAGCUUUCGACGUUUCGCCAGUUCGAUCUCGUGCUGCCUCCAAUCAGCCCGCAGCAGGAAGCUCUGCUUCUGCAGGUACCUGAUGGAUGCACGACACACAGGCAGAGAAGCAGAGUUUGCGAUUGGUGGUCUGCCUGCGUGUGUGUGUCGUCAUCCAUCCCACCCGUCCUUUGUCUUUUGUUUGAGCUCCUCCUCAAUGCCCGCCUGCUCCUUGAAGUUUUGCCUGGUGGUGGUGAGCGAAUGCAUGGAUGGAUGACGAAUCUCUAUGUCUGCUUGUGAGUGUAGGUGUACCACUCGACUGCAGACUUGUGGACCGAUGUGACGGCCUUCUGGCCGCUCAAACCUGACACACACACCACACACACCACGCCAGUCACAACAUAAUCAUGGCUGUCGUUUGUCAGUGGUCACUCACCUUUGAGCAUCUGUUCGAUGGCGCCAAAUUUGCCGCCGAGCUCCUGCUUCCUCUUUCUGUCCUGACCCUGACACACACACACAUCAGCAACCGCAUGAAUACAGUGUGAGCGUGUGAGAUGCAGCACAUGUGUGUUUGAUCUUGCCUUACCCUUUGGAACUUCUGCGCCUCUCGCGAGCUCUUAUCGACCUUCCUCUGCAGCGUGAUGGACUCACCGGCAAACCGCACCUGUUCCGUCACGGUCAUCUUCCCAGCAUCAGCAACUGCGUGACACACAUUAAGACAGAGAAGAAAGUGUGUCAAUGCGUCUGAGGUCGGCGACCAUGCCUCACCUUCGCCGAGAGCCCGCCUGACUGCCUCGGUGUCGAUGCCCUGAGAUGUCGACCGACUCUCCUGAAAGACCAGAAACACAUCACAUCAUCAUAUGCGUCGGCAAUGUUUGUUUACGCUCUCGCACCUGCUUGAGUGAGCGGACGUCCAGGUGGUCUGGCUCUCCCUUGACGGCAUUGUUGACCAGCCCAAUGUAGUGCUGCAGUUCGUUCUUGUAGAUGUUCUGCUUCCUGUCGGGCUUGGGAUGGCGCCUCUGGAACUGAAGCAUGAUGUCGCUCGCGUCAACCUGACAACAACACCUGAGAGCACUGACAGGCCAGACGCUGGGCACAGAUCUGGCUGGCUCACAGUGGGAGGGUGGAUGCCUUUCUUGAUUGACUCGAGCUUCAUCUCUUGGAACUCCUGGUUUAUCCUCGCCGCCUGGCGCUCCUUCUUGACCGCCUUGCGGUGCUCCUUUAUGUGUGCAGCCGCUCCUCUGCGUACGAACGCACAGACACAGAUCAAGAAUCAACGUGAGUAAAGCAUUGUGGCUUUCUCACCCGUCUUUGCCUUUCUUGCCCUUCUUGCCGUCCUCCUCCUCGUCCUCAUCGUCACCAUCAUCGACAUAGUCCUCGUCAUCCUCGUCGGAGUCCUCCCCGCCGAGCGCCGCCGCAUUGAGCAUGUCACUCCAACUCGCCAUCACUGACCUUUGCUCCAGGCUCCGACGAGCAGCAAACAAGCGGCUCUGGCCCUUUUGCUCGCAAAAGCC
This is a messenger RNA of Vitrella brassicaformis, 1676 nucleotides long. The record is from the annotation of a GenBank genome assembly. NCBI's taxonomy places the organism in Eukaryota, Vitrellaceae.